UGACUGCAGGAGACCAGGAAAAUAAGUGAUCUUACCCCACACAAUCAAGAAAAAAAACAGACCAAAAAGAAAGCAAACAAGGGAAGAGAGAAGAGCUGUGUGCUUUAUUCUAAAAUUUAAACCUCAGGAAUACUCCCACAGCAGCCACAAGAAGAAUUACUCCCUCUGCCUCCUUCUCUCUCUUUACUCUCCUCCUCUGCCUUUAUCCAGCACUCAGUGAUCCAUGAGUGUGACCAACUCUUCUGCCUAUCGAUCGGAGCGUAGUUUCCACCAGACUUCAUCCUCAACUUCAUCCUCUGCUAACCCAUACAUGGAGAAGAGCCGAGGACUGUUUGCUGAGGACUUUGGCUCCUUCAUGAGGCCUGGGACUGACACCUUGGGUUUUUCCAGUGGGGCUGGAAAUAUUAAAACUCUUGAUGAUUCGUACCAGUUCACAGUUGAUGUUCGAGACUUCUCCCCUGAAGAUGUAAUCGUCACCACAUCCAACAACCAGAUAGAAGUUCGUGCAGAAAAGUUGGCCCAGGACGGAUCAGUGAUGAACACUUUCACCCACAAGUGCCAACUACCUGAGGAUGUGGACCCCACCUCAGUGACAUCAUCACUGGGUGCUGAGGGAACCCUGACAGUCCGAGCAAGGCGACACCCGGCCAAACAUGAGCUUGUACAGACCUUCCGCACCGAAAUCAAAAUCUAGAGAGGGACUGACUUUCUCACCACAAACCCCUAAGUUCUUGUGUGUUUUGUGCUGCUUAUUCUAUUUACUGUCUUCACUUUUAUCAUUCUGCUACAAACAGUCAGAGGCGGCACUGGACUCUAUACAAACAUGCCACAUCCACCUUCUAUGAGCACAACAAGGCCUGUUGCUGCUCAUUUGUAUUCGGAGUGAGUUCAGCCUGCACAGAAUCAACAGGUGGUACUUGCACAUAGCAUAAUGGGACAGCACAGACACACAGUUAACAGACCAGUUUGCUGUUUCACUUCUGUUCUCUAACACAGAUUUAAACUUUACGCUCACUUUUUAAAGGUCAUUUCUCUGUAAUGAUAACUUAUUGUAUAUUAUUAUUUGUGUGAAUAAAAGGAUUCUGCUUUGACUGUAAA
Amphiprion ocellaris (clown anemonefish) is the source of this 1098-nucleotide messenger RNA. It is a transcript of the gene hspb7, whose product is annotated as heat shock protein family, member 7 (cardiovascular). NCBI's taxonomy places the organism in Eukaryota, Metazoa, Chordata, Actinopteri, Pomacentridae. The record is from RefSeq and is a predicted model, not a curated record. Gene Ontology annotation, cellular component: cytoplasm; nucleus. The coding region runs from base 224 to 694 and encodes 156 amino acids. The transcript has 3 exons. Gene Ontology annotation, biological process: heart development.